UUUCUUCCUUCAGCCAUUUGAAUUUCUCUGCUCCUUUUGCUUUUUCCUCCGGAUUCCCAAUUCUCCGAUCAAAUUCCAUAGCUUCCGAUGGAAACUCCGUCGUCAAUCAGGCGCGUCACCCGAUCUCAGACUCUCGCCGCUGCAACUUCCGUCAACAACAACAACAACUCCGUCUUAAACGGCGACAACAAUGGCGCGUCGAAAUCCCGGCCGAGGAGUCGGAAUCCCCAAGAUUUGGCAAAGGGGCAAGAUCGAUUGGCGCUUAUCGACAUAACCAACGACUCUCCGAUUGUCGGGUUGGCGUCGGGGAACUUGACGACGCCRAUAUCUUCCAUUGCGAAACAGAGGAGCGGCCGGCCCAAGAUGAUGACGCCUGGUUCAGGGGAGGCCUUACUGAGAGGCCAAGUGAAGACCCUUCUGCAGAAGGUGGAAGAAGAAGCUGAAAUUUCCAAGCUUUCAUUGGAAAGCCGGCCGUUUGUUCAUCUUCAAUCGCCGGCGGGACUUCUCGCCCCGACUCCGGCAAACACGCCGCAGAUCUUGAAUAUGUCGAUUGAUGGAAAUCUAAGCAGUUCGGCAAUAGAUAUUCCCAUUGUUGAAGAAGAGCUGAUUUCUCAGGUGCUAGGCGAUAAGAAACAAGAAGAAAGCCAGAUUACUAGGUCUCUACUACUAGAUUUCUCUGAAAAAUCAGAGACAAAUGAUGAUGCUGCCUUAUCAGAUUGCUCCUCUGUUCUCACCCGUCAAGAGAAGUCAUCGCCGUCUCGAGACGACGACAACUCUUCUCUCUGGUCUAUCCAAGUGAAUGCAAGCCACAAUGGCGAAGAUGAAGAAGAAGAUAUGAUCGAAGAUGACGAAGAAGAUGGAGAAGAGAAUGAAGAGGAAAAUGACAAUGAUGAUGACGACGAUGGCGAUGAUGGUUUAGAUGAAUUGUGCCGAGGAUUGAGUAGAAUAAGCGUGAAUGAGAAUGGGAAAGCAGCGGAAUUUGCUGGGAAACAUACGAGGUUCGUGUACGAUACCGACGAUGAACUGAUUGAGGAAGUCAGCGACGAGAGCAGCGGCGGGGUUUCGCCGAGCAUCGUGCGGUUGAAGGGGUUCCCGACGCCGAAAGGGAAGCACUUGAGGUUUCCAUCAGAGGAGGAAGAAGAAGAAAGCUGAAGAUUCUGAGUUUCUUCAAUCAAAAUUUGUAAUGUUGUCUUUCUUGACAACAGCAUUUGGUCAUUGGUGGUGGUUGUGAGGUUCCUGUUUUGUUGGUUGAUUGACAUUUUUUCCUUGUUCAAUUAGAAAUUCUGUUUUUUCUUUUAA
This is a messenger RNA of Momordica charantia (bitter melon), 1299 nucleotides long. RefSeq lists its product as uncharacterized. Lineage: Eukaryota; Viridiplantae; Streptophyta; Magnoliopsida; Cucurbitales; Cucurbitaceae. The record is from RefSeq and is a predicted model, not a curated record.